Molecule: messenger RNA, 3273 nt
Organism: Dromaius novaehollandiae (emu)
Lineage: Eukaryota; Metazoa; Chordata; Aves; Casuariiformes; Dromaiidae
Gene: TMEM260
Product: transmembrane protein 260
Exons: 16
Coding region: 964-2976 (670 amino acids)
Source: RefSeq, a predicted model, not a curated record
CACCCCAUAGGGGGACUCACUGCAUGGGGGUGAGGGCAUAGGAGUCAUCCCAUAGGGACGCCUGCCCCAUAGAGGCACCAUGUUGUGGGAUUGGGGACAUGGGGAUCACCCUAUAGAGGCACUCACCCCAAUGGGGCUGGUGCAUAGAGGUUGCCUCAUUGGGGUGGUCCCCCCAUAGGGGCACUUGCCCCAUAGGAACUGGCACAUCAUAGUCACCCCGUAGAGGCUCGUGCCCCAUACGGGCUGGUGCGUCACAGUUGCCCCACGGGGGCACUUGCCCCAUAGGGGCUGGUGUAUCCUGGUUACGCCGUAGGGCUGCUCACAGUCACCCCAGAGAGGUGCUUGCCCCCUUGGGGCUUGUUCGUUGUAGGUAGGUGCUUUGUGGUCGUGCCACCGGGGUUGUGGCGUUGUGGUUGCCCCAUGCGGUCGCUGACCCCGCUGGGAUUGUGCUUCGUAGUCUGCUGGGACCAGCGCCUGGCGCUUGCCCCACUAGGGCUGGUGUGCGGUGGCCACCCCAUGCAGACGGUCGCCCCGUUGCGGCGGGUGUAUAAUGGUCAUCCCUUGGGGCAGUAGCACCCUUGGCGGCUGUGCGUCGUGGUCACCCUGGUAGGGUUGUGCUUGCCAUCGCGGUGGCACCUGGUGCCCCGAUGCGCUCUGCAGUGUGGGGCAGAGCCAGUCCUGCCCUGUGGCAGCCCUGGGGAGGUGCCUGGAGGGAUGGGAUGGUCCCUCCAGGUGUUGGAAGGGUUAGUGUGUGCAAAGGAGGUUCAGACUGGUAUCAGGAGAUGCUCUUUCAUGGUGAGGGCAGUCAAGCGUUGGAGCGGGUUUCCCAGCGUGGUUGUGCCGUCUCCAUCCUUGGAGGUUUUCUAGUCCAGCCUGGACCCUGAGCAACCUGGUGUGACCAGAGCUGAGCCUGCCUUGAGCAGGAGUUGGACUACAGACGUCUUGAGGUCCCUCCCCACCUCAAUGAUCCUGCAACCCGAUGAAAGGGAGCUGAUCACAGCCGCAUAUGAGCUUGGAGUCGCCCACCCUCCCGGCUACCCUUUGUUCACGCUGCUGGCCAAACUGGUAAUUGGGCUGCUCCCCUUCGGGUCCGUUGCCUACCGAGUCAAUCUGCUCUGCGGCUUGUUGGGAGCAGCUGCCGCGGCUUUGCUUUUUUACACGGUUUCCAGGCUUUCUGGCUCAUAUGCUGGAGGAAUCCUUGCUGCGGGGGUGUUUUCAUUUUCUCGCCUAACAUGGCAGUGGUCCAUCGCAGCAGAGGUUUUUAGCUUAAACAAUCUGUUUGUGGGGCUGCUUAUGGCUCUCACUGUGCAUUUUGAGGAGGCAUCCACUGCGAAAGAGAGAUCAAAGAUCUCCAAAUUCGGUGCCUUUUGCUGUGGGCUGAGUUUGUGCAAUCAGCACACGAUAGUGCUUUAUAUUGUUUGUAUUGUGCCUUGGGUUCUCUUCCGGCUUUUCAGAAAAACGGAAUUGUCCCUAGGCCAUUUGCUGAAGUUGGGUUUAUGCUUCUUGGCUGGUUUGCUGCCUUAUCUCUAUCUGCCGGCUUCGUCCUACCUCAAUCAAGCCCGUUGGACGUGGGGAGACCAGACGACUUUUCAAGGAUUUUUGACCCACUUUCUCAGGGAAGAAUAUGGGACGUUCAGUCUGGCCAAAGCAGAGACAGGAUCCAGUAUGAGAGAGAUAUUGGCUUUUCAACUGACGCAGAUGAAGUCUGAGCUCUCCCUUGCCGUCCUCGCCCUGGCGCUCGUGGCCUGUUUAAGUGCAGCCCUGCCGACAAAGCAGCAGAAAUUGCCCGUGAUUUGGCUCUUCACUGGAAUGCUCUGUGUUUAUUCACUGUUCUUUGCUUGGAGGGCAAAUUUGGAUAUUACAAAACCUCUGUUUCUGGGUGUGGUGGAACGAUUUUGGAUGCAGAGCAAUGCAGCAGUCGCUGUGCUAGCGGGUCUGGGACUGGCCUGGCUUAUCUCUGUCGGAAAUGCCGUGCUGGAGAACAGCCGGGCGCUGCCGUGUCUGGAGUGGCUUUCUGCUAUCGCUCUUGUUGCUUGUCAAGUUUGUGCCAAUUACAGUGCUUGUGAUCAAAGCAGCAAUUAUGUUGUUGAUAACUUUGCAAGAAAUCUGCUGUCCUCGAUGCCGACGGGUGCGGUGAUCUUGCUAAGAGGAGACUUACCUGGAAAUGCUCUUCGUUACAUUCAUUACUGCGAAGGGAUGAGGCCAGAUAUCACAUUAGUGGACCAGGAGAUGAUGACUUAUGAAUGGUAUUUACCAAAGCUGGCAAAACAUUUACCUGGCAUUUAUUUUCCUGGGAACCGGUGGAAUCCUGUGGAAGGAGUAUUACCUGAUGGGACACUUGCUUUUAAUCUUCAUCAUUUCCUCAAAGUAAAUAAACAUAAGGAAGUGUUUGUCUGCAUAGGUCUUCAUGAAGGGGACUCAACCUGGAGAAAGAGCUACUUGCUUUGGCCGUGGGGUACUUGUGAAAAGUUGGUUCCUUCUGAAGUUGUCUUUGACCCAGGAGAGUGGAUUCGUCUUACAAGAAAUCUCUACAACUGGACUGAAGAGUACGGAAGAUUCAAGCCCUCUUCCUGGGAAGCUGUCGCGAAUGAGGAGAUGUGGCAAGCCAGGAUGAAAACAGCUUUCUUUAUAUUUGACCUUGCAGAAAGUGCCAGUGUGACUGCAGAAAUGAAAUCACAACUUUACACAUUUGCAUACGCUUCGUACAAAGAAAUUAUCAACUCUCAUCCAAAGCAUCCAGUGAACUGGCACAAAAACUAUGCAAUAGCCUGUGAAAGGAUGUUGCGUCUCCACCAGAUGGAUGUGGAUCCGGAAACAUUGCUCUCUGAAACUGUUAAACAUUUCCUUCUGUACACUGAGAAAGCAGAGGACGAUCCCCAGCGGCAGGAUAUUCUGCGGGCCGUAAAACACCUGAAGAAAGAACUGCAGGUGCUGAGGAAAAUGAAAAAAAAGGAUCUGAAGCAGCAAGCUGUAUAGAGCCUGUUUGACAUGCUUUCUGAAGUGUCACAAUUUUGAAGUUGGGAGAUAAAAUUGAAUUAGUCAUUAGCAAUAUAAGAGUGGCUUUAAAAGGCGACAGAAAUAACCGCAAAGAAGAAAUCAAGUGUGACCACCUUAGUAGAAACGUACUGUUGUUUGUUCUUUGUCUUUGCCAAAUGAAUAUUUUGUAUUGUUUUGUAUGGGGAAAGUGCAUUGCAAAAUAAACUACUGGGUUUAAAAAAGGAGAGUUUUCUUUUAAAGAAAACUGCUGAGUCUGUAAUACUGUGAAAAUUUUAA